AUGGAAUAUCAAAAUUUAAAUUCUCCAAGUGAUACUGAUCAAGGUGGUAAACGUGGUCGUACACCAACUGAUGAUGAUUAUGAACGUCAUGUUACUAGAAAAGGUACUCCAAAACGUUCAAAAUCUGUUCAAAAAAAUACACGUACAUUUAUCAAUUCGAUACGUAGUGCGACAACUACAGAUAACAAUGAUUCAAAUUCAAAUUUAAGAAUGGACGAUGUGAACUUCCAAUCAAGCAACAAUAAUAAUAAGAAGAACAUUAACAAUGAUAAUGAUUCAUCCAUUUUUAAUUUUUCAAGGAGUGCUAUUGAUUAUGCAAUUAAUCAACACCUACCCCCGAUUAAAAUUAUUUGUGAACCUAAAAUAGGUAAUCAAAAAGAAGGUGGUGUUAUUAUUAAAGGUUUAAUUAAAUCGAUUGAACAUGAUUUUAAAGGUGUUAAUCCUAGACAUAAUGAUUUAAUUGGUUUUGAUAGUUGGUACAUUGAUUUUAAAGGUGAUAUUUGUUGUAUUACAAAUGAUAUUGAAUUAUUUGUUUAUCUUUGUGAUGAUAAUCAUGUUCCAAAACUUAUUCAAUAUCUCCGUCUACAUCCAGAAGUAUUUCCAAAUGAUACUCAGAUCUUUAUUCCCUCCAACUUUCGUCAAGAGGGUGGUAAAGUAUUAGGUAAACGUAUGAUGGAUAAAAAUCAAGAUUAUUAUUAUUAUAAAUCGUCAAAAAUUAAUCCUGUUCCUGUUUGGCCUUCGCUAUCAUCAAAAUCAACUAUUUAUGAACCUAAUGCUAAUCUAAAUCAUCAGAAUUUAAAUGUAAAGGACCAGCUGAAUCUUAAAGAUUUUUUAGCUCGUAUUGAAAAAGAUUGCAAUGAAGCAAAACAAGAAUAUGAUAGAAGAUUUAAUGAUACAACAACAAAAAUUAAUAUGUGUUUAAACCAGGUUCAAUCAUUAAUGAACUGCUUCUCGUCAACAAUUCAACGUCAAAAUGAAAUGAUUUACGUAUUAAAAACUUCAUUAAAUGAAUGUCUUGAAAUUAUUAAAAUUACAAAUCAAGCAUUAUGUUUAUUAUUAGAUAAAACCGGUGAACAACAAUAUAAAGAUAUGAUUCAACAAAUAUCUGCUAUACCUUUAUAA
Molecule: messenger RNA, 1122 nt
Organism: Rotaria sordida
Lineage: Eukaryota; Metazoa; Rotifera; Eurotatoria; Philodinida; Philodinidae
Source: the annotation of a GenBank genome assembly